AUGGUGAGCUCAUGCGGUCCGCCGAAGAAGAGUGAACUGGUACAUGUCACGUUCCACUUUCACAGAUCCAUCGUGGUCCUCUCCGUUCCCGGUUCAACUACCGUCUCCCAACUCAAGACCGCUCUGAUACCCGCGCUCAAACCAUUCCAAGCAUCAAACUCUCCUCUCCCAGUCCCUAUCCCAUCUUCAUCAGCGGAUAUUCAACUGUACGCUGAAAAAUUGGCGGUGGAAGGAGCAGAGGAUAUGCCUACAGCUCUUCGAGUCCUGGAUGACGACAAAAAGACCCUCAUGGGUCUAGAGCUGAAUAGAUGGCCAAAAGUGUACGUGAGGUGA
Molecule: messenger RNA, 333 nt
Organism: Kockovaella imperatae
Lineage: Eukaryota; Fungi; Basidiomycota; Tremellomycetes; Tremellales; Cuniculitremaceae
Exons: 3
Coding region: 1-333 (110 amino acids)
Source: RefSeq, a predicted model, not a curated record